AUGGCAGAUGUCGAGUUACUUUAUUUGCCUCUUAUGACAACAGUCAUCAGCUCAUUAACCCCAAUCCGAACCGAUGGCCAUAAGCUUUGGAAAUUAUUGUUCCAGCUUUCAUUCUCCGAUGACUCACCGGCCUCACUGGCCGUCCUACGAGCAAUGCUGUCUGUGGCAUCAUUAUAUCGUUAUGGUCAUGGCGAGGAGCCCCUUCGGCUAAAGACAUUAGCACUGGAGUCUUUACACACAUCCAUGAGCGGGCACGCUACCGGUACAACAGAGAUCUACCAGCAUGUUGCCGUGGGGAUGUUACUCUGCGCUUUCGAGACAUUGGAGGGUCCAGUCUGCGGAAAGUGCAUCAAUCUUCAAGAUACCCGGCAUGGCUUCCACUCUGGCUUCUGUAGCGCAUGA
Messenger RNA from Penicillium concentricum, 402 nucleotides. RefSeq names its product transcription factor domain-containing protein. Bases 1 to 402 code for a protein of 133 amino acids. The transcript is spliced from 3 exons. NCBI's taxonomy places the organism in Eukaryota, Fungi, Ascomycota, Eurotiomycetes, Eurotiales, Aspergillaceae. The record is from RefSeq and is a predicted model, not a curated record.